AACAAUGAACCUGAUCCACUUUGACCUAUUUAGCUGGAAGUGAAGCGAUUUGACCAGGUCACUAAACGAACAGACCGGUUCCUCCAGGUCGGUACAGGAGAUAACUCGCAGCAGCAGAGGAGACGCACUUGACUUCCACCGUUGCAGCUGCGAGCAUGUCGCGCUUCGUCGUCCGACUCCUCCGGCAGGUUUCCCACCAGCCACGGACCAAAUUUGGGCUGGCACCGAGGAAAGUCCCGGCGGUUAUCCGAACUUUAACCACAACUCAAGGUGCGCAGUCUCUCACCAGGUACGACGAGAAAACAGACUGGCAGAAGAAACUGACCCCAGAGCAGUAUGUGGUGACCAGAGAGAGAGGAACUGAAGAGCCCUUCAGUGGACUUUAUCUCAAACAUUUUGAAGUUGGGAUGUACCACUGCGUUUGCUGUGACACCCCACUUUUCAGCUCAGAGACCAAGUACGACUCUGGGACGGGCUGGCCAGCAUUCAAAGAAGCACAUGGGACUUGGGAACGGGACGAAAGUCAUGCCUCCAUCAUUCGUCGCCCCGACAACAGCCUUGGUAGUGCCGGAACAGAGGUCCUUUGUAAAAAUUGUGACGCCCACCUGGGCCAUGUAUUUGAAGAUGGUCCAGACCCAACUGGUCAACGGUUCUGUAUCAACAGUGCAUCGCUCAAGUUUACUCCAAGACAAGACUAUAAACCAGAGAAGCCAGAGGAAUAAGGACCUGUGUAUUUUACAUGCUAAAAAUAAAUAAAUACUGUAUGUCAUAUGAACAUCAGAGAAAUUUUUCGUCCAACUAGAUAUCCUGCUGUCUGCUGAGCUAAAAUAAAGAUCCAUGUGUUUGUA
Synchiropus splendidus (mandarinfish) is the source of this 848-nucleotide messenger RNA. RefSeq names its product methionine sulfoxide reductase B2 (gene msrb2). Gene Ontology annotation, molecular function: peptide-methionine (R)-S-oxide reductase activity. Gene Ontology annotation, cellular component: cytoplasm. The record is from RefSeq and is a predicted model, not a curated record. The transcript has 5 exons. Gene Ontology annotation, biological process: response to oxidative stress; protein repair. Bases 156 to 722 code for a protein of 188 amino acids. Lineage: Eukaryota; Metazoa; Chordata; Actinopteri; Syngnathiformes; Callionymidae.